UAAGGUGGCGCGGGGCCGCCCGGCGACCCCCGGCUCCUGCUGGGCGAGGGCGGCCGGGCCCGGCUGGGACCCCGCGUCACAGCGCACCGGGGGCCCCGGCUCGGCCGGGCGCUGUCAGGCCGCCUCCGUCUGUGCUCUCGGUGCCCCCGCGCUGCCCCGCCGGCGGCCGGUGCCGUGUCCACCCGGGGCGGCGGCUACGCUCCCGGGGGUGCUCCGGGGGGCGGGGGUGCUCCCGAUCCCUAGGGCUGCCGGCGCGGCUCCGCUCCCGUCCGUCCCCGGCUCCGGGACAUGCGGGAGGGGGGACCCGGGGCAAGGGAGGGGCCCGGGGGGGCGAGCGGGGCAGCGAGGGCUGGGGCAGCGACACGGCGGACGCCUCCCGGGUGCCUCCGCUCGGCCCCGGAGCAGCGGGUCCAGGCCCGCCCCGUCCCCGGGGACCCCCUCGGUCCCGCGCACCGCUGAGCGGUCGGGGCGGCGCGGCCGCCGCCUCUUCGGGCUGCCGGUUGCCCGGGGGCUGCCCCCCUCCUACCUCCCGCGGGGACGCGCCACCUUAAACGGGCGCCGGCGGACGGGGCGCUCGGGGCCGGCGGCAGCUCCGGGCCCCGCUGGGGCCGCCCGUCCCCGCCCCGCCCCGGCCCCAUGGGGGGCGAGCCGAGACCCCGCGCCCCCCACCCGCCCUCCCGCCGGCAGCCGCCAUCGCCCCGCCUGAGCCGCCCGCCGCCCCCCCGCCGCCGGCGCCCAGGCGAGCGCCCCCCCAGCGUCCCCGGAGCCCGGCGGGGGCGGGGAGACGGGCGGGGAGCGGGGUCCGGGCAGCGGGGGGUCCGGGGCGGGCGCCCGGGCCCUCAGGAUGUUCCCGCAGGGACGGCACCCGACCCCCCUCCAGCCCGGGCAGCCCUUCAAGUUCUCCGUCCUGGAAAUCUGCGACCGCAUCAAGGAGGAAUUUCAGUUCCUGCAGGCGCAGUACCACAGCCUGAAGCUGGAAUGUGAGAAGCUGGUGAGCGAGAAGACGGAGAUGCAGAGACAUUAUGUCAUGUACUAUGAGAUGUCCUACGGGCUGAACAUCGAAAUGCACAAGCAGGCAGAGAUCGUCAAGAGACUGAGUGCCAUCUGCGCCCAGAUUAUGCCCUUUCUGACGCAGGAGCACCAGCAGCAGGUCCUGCAGGCCGUGGAGCGGGCCAAGCAGGUGACCAUGGGGGAGCUGAACAGCAUCGUCGGGCAGCAGCAGCUUCAGCAUCUCUCCCACCACGCGUCCCCCAUCCCGCUGACACCCCACCCCUCCGGCAUGCCCGGGGCCAGCGGCACCUCGGGGCUCCUGGCCCUCUCGGGGGCAUUGAUGGCCCAGUCCCAGCUGGCCGCCAAGGAGGACAGAGUGGCCCAGGAUGGGGAGAACAGAGAGCGCACCCCAAGCCGGAGCGUUUCUGCUUCCCCUCCCGAGAGCCCGCAGGACGAGGAGCGGACGGGAGGCGCGGAGCUGAAGCGGAAGCGGGAGGAGAAGGACCUGCCUGGGCAUUAUGAUAGCGAUGGGGACAAGAGCGACUACAACCUGGUGGUGGAUGAGGACCCCCCCUCAGAGCCCGGCAGCCCCGGCCACACACCCAGCAGCCGGCUCCCGUCAGCCGGCCAGGAGAUGCCCGAGAGCCCUGCCUCCAUCGCCUCCAGCCGGAGCACGACGCCCCUCAAGCCGAAGGACCAGAGUCUGACCGACCCCCCCGCCGGCGCUCCCUCCUCCAAGCCCCCGGCUGCCUCCUCGUCGCCCCGCGACUCCCCCGGGCCCAGCUCGGCCGCCCCGCUCCGGCUGCCCCCCGCCAAGGCACCGGCCACCGACGGCAUCACUCUCCGCAGCCCGCUGAGCGUGUCCAGCCCCUACGCGUCCUCCUUUGGGAUGGUGCCUCACGCCACCCUCAACGGGGAGCUCCCAGCCCCCAGCAUGUACAUGGGCAUCCACCUCUCGCCGCAGGUCAGCGGCGCCGUGAUGUACGGCCGCUCCCCGAUGGUGGCUUUUGAGUCGCACCCUCACCUGAGGGCUUCCACCAUCUCAUCUUCACUCUCCACCAUCCCCGGAGGGAAACCCGCCUACUCCUUCCACGUCAGCGCCGACGGGCAGAUGCAGCCCGUGCCUUUCCCCCCCGACGCCCUCAUCGGCUCCGGCAUCCCCCGCCACGCGCGGCAGCUCCACACCCUGACCCACGGCGAGGUGGUCUGCGCCGUCACCAUCAGCAGCUCCACGCAGCACGUCUACACCGGGGGCAAGGGCUGCGUGAAGGUGUGGGACGUGGGGCAGCCGGGCACCAAGACGGCCGUGGCUCAGCUGGACUGUUUGAACCGCGACAACUACAUCCGCUCCUGCAAGCUGCUCCCCGACGGCCGCAGCCUGAUCGUGGAGGGGGAGGCCAGCACCCUCUCCAUCUGGGACCUGGCGGCCCCCACGCCCCGCAUCAAGGCUGAGCUCACCUCCUCUGCCCCCGCCUGCUACGCCCUGGCCAUCAGCCCCGACGCCAAAGUCUGCUUCUCCUGCUGCAGCGACGGCAACAUCGUGGUGUGGGACCUGCAGAACCAGACCAUGGUGAGGCAGUUUCAAGGCCACACGGAUGGUGCCAGCUGCAUCGACAUCUCCAACUAUGGCACCAAGCUGUGGACGGGGGGGUUGGACAACACGGUGCGGUGCUGGGACCUGCGGGAAGGGCGUCAGCUGCAGCAGCACGACUUCAGCUCCCAGAUCUUCUCCCUGGGCUACUGCCCCACGGGAGAGUGGCUGGCGGUGGGCAUGGAGAGCAGCAACGUGGAGAUUCUGCACGUCACCAAACCCGACAAGUACCAGCUGCACCUCCACGAGAGCUGCGUCCUCUCCCUCAAAUUCGCCUCCUGCGGGAAGUGGUUCGUGAGCACGGGGAAGGACAACCUGCUGAACGCCUGGCGGACGCCCUACGGAGCCAGCAUCUUCCAGUCUAAAGAGUCCUCCUCGGUGCUGAGCUGUGACAUCUCCGUCAAUGACAAAUUCAUCGUUACGGGCUCUGGUGACAAGAAGGCCACAGUGUACGAGGUGGUGUACUGAGGUCCCGUCGGUCCCUGGCCCUUGUCCAUCGGGGAAGGGGCCAGGUCUUGCCCAAAGCCGCUGGGGCUGGCGGAGGCCUCCCAAGCUGGUCAGCCUUCUCUCAGCCCGGCUCUCCUCCUCCUCCUCCUCCUCUUCUUCCUCCUCCUUUUAGCCCCCAGACCAAGGUGUGGGCUGCGGCCCCGCUCCCCGCCCGGGGCAUCAUGGAGGUGAAGGGGAGCUGGAGGCGGGCGCUGGUCGGGGCCAGGCAUCCCCCAGGGUGGGCUGGGGCUGGUCGGGGGGUUCCGGGUCUGUCCCUUGUAGGGGGAGGCAGCGAGCCAGGGCCAGGAGUGACUGAGGUGGCGUUGCUCCUGAAAUAACUGCUACUGACUUAAUGGCCCCCCCCUUUUCUGCUGCGGAAACAGCUGUAAAUUAUCAGUAAAGAAAUGUAUUUAAUUGUGUUUUCAAUCCCUUACUAAUAAAA
Molecule: messenger RNA, 3509 nt
Organism: Chroicocephalus ridibundus (black-headed gull)
Lineage: Eukaryota; Metazoa; Chordata; Aves; Charadriiformes; Laridae
Product: transducin-like enhancer protein 2
Exons: 20
Coding region: 845-3049 (734 amino acids)
Biological process (GO): regulation of DNA-templated transcription; negative regulation of canonical Wnt signaling pathway
Cellular component (GO): nucleus; transcription regulator complex
Molecular function (GO): transcription corepressor activity; protein binding
Source: RefSeq, a predicted model, not a curated record